GUUUAACAAAAAUAUAAAAAACCAUAUACUAAUAAUGACUUAAACCUUUUGCUCCUGUUUUUAAAAACCUUUUCCUGUCCCCCGCCCUCUCGUUCACCCUGUGCCUCUUCAGUGGGUUGAAACAUGGAAAUGGUGUGCGUGUCUCUCAGACACCUCUGAGGGUGACCUUUUUCUCUUCCCACGGACGUGCAUCGGAAAUUGCAUACGUAACUAUCUACGGCCUACCUCCAUAGGCUUGUGUGUGCGUAUGCGUGUGCGUCUAACUGCCGUUGCCGCCGGCGACGCUUCACAGGUUCACGCCUCCCUCACAUCCGAUGCUCGUACAUGUGUGAUGUUUCUCUCUCUUGUCCAUGAGUUUUGUGUGUGUGUGUGGCAUGCACGCAUGGAUGCACGCGGGCUGUUUCUUUCUUUUCUUUUUCUCUACCUGUCUGUCCCAGACACUUAAUGUACGUGCGUCGUUCAUUGCCUCGUUUUUGCACGUUUGCAUUAGUUUGGUCUCACCAGUGCGGCACUUAUUAUUAUCAUUUUUGACACUUGUUUCCUUGUCUCGCCCCAUUGCUUCUCCCUUGUCUAUCAGGUGCCGUGGGUAUUGUAUUGUACAUUCUACAAGUACGUACUUCUCGGUGAAGCGGGUUGACGGUACGGAGUUGGUCUUUCCCGGCGUCUUCGCUCGGGCAAGGAGAUCCACGGCGGUGGCUCUUUCGGAUAACCGAUAGCCGGCACUUUGGAGAGCAAGAAUGGUUGUUCUGUCGCCGUCUCUCGUAUAUUCUGAAACGGUCGGCUUAGACUGUUUAACGUUGGCUAUUUAAUAAUUAUAAUUCCAGUCAAGGGUGUGGUGCUGCCAUUACUGAAGAGGCAGGGGCUCCUGCUCGUGCGAGAGGGGUGCUGCGGCGCUGAC
Lasiosphaeria miniovina is the source of this 898-nucleotide messenger RNA. RefSeq lists its product as uncharacterized. The coding region runs from base 351 to 716 and encodes 121 amino acids. Lineage: Eukaryota; Fungi; Ascomycota; Sordariomycetes; Sordariales; Lasiosphaeriaceae. The record is from RefSeq and is a predicted model, not a curated record. The transcript has a single exon.